Messenger RNA from Tilletiaria anomala UBC 951, 1407 nucleotides. RefSeq lists its product as uncharacterized. The transcript has 4 exons. The record is from RefSeq and is a predicted model, not a curated record. The coding region runs from base 169 to 969 and encodes 266 amino acids. NCBI's taxonomy places the organism in Eukaryota, Fungi, Basidiomycota, Exobasidiomycetes, Georgefischeriales, Tilletiariaceae.
UGAAAUGGACGGUGGUGGCUGGUGUGUAUAUACCUAGAAGCCUAUCUGAGGACUGGUUCACUUCAACAGCCGUAUUAGGCCUUCGGGGAUCUCGCCGUUUAAACAUUUCACAGCCCCCGCAUCCAUCUCACAUUCAACUUAUUACAACACAUGGUAAAUGAGGUCGAAAUGAGCAGCAAGCAGAAAGCCAGUGACGAAUACGAGCAGCACGAGCGCUGGGCAAAGAAUUUUGUUCGGACAUUCUACGAGCGAGAUGGCGGCAAAGCGUAUCUGGAUGAGCUGAAGGCUCGUGGUAGAACAGAUUGGGACGUGCUCAGGGAAAAUCAUCGAUUUCUACGGCAAGACGAUGUGGCAGGCGCGGAUCUGACCCAAGUCAACGUGAAGCCCAACAGCAGUAACCUUCCUUACGAGGAGUUGGUGGCGCUUAAAUACUACAACCAACUUUACAAAGAGUACGCCGUGAUUGAUCUGAAACACUUCAAGUCAGGCAAUGUCGCCCUCCGCUGGCGAACAGAGGACGAGCUGAUUGACGGCAUUGGGCAAUUCACGUGCGGCGGGAUCCGAUGCAAACACCACAAGCGCCUGCCGUCUAUCGGCGCCGAGUCACAAGACCAACCUGCGCUCACCACGUAUCAGCUCGAUUUCACGUAUCUAGAAGCGACAGACGGCGCAUCAUCCACGCAACUGUCCCUCAGCGAGCUAGUUCAAAAGCAGGCCCUUGUCAAAGUGGUGUUGUGUCCAAGGUGUAGCAAAAGGCUCAGUUGGAAGCGCGAACGGGACAAAGAGAAGCAGAGACAGAACGAAAGACAAUGUUCAACAUCACCCAUGGAAAAGGCUCAUGAGAGCAGGCACAGUCACAAGGCCCCGCAGAAACGGCAGGGUUCGCGACAGCCCCGAAUCCAGCGGGAUCGAGGAAGAUCGUAUCGCACAGUCAGCGCACGGUCACGCUCGCGCUCUCCGGUACGGUAAAAGGGCAGGCAGCAGAAUGAACGCAUGAGGGUGUGCAGUCGACAUGGUAUUGAAUGUCUUUGCUUCCGAUUAGCCGUAGGGCUUAUAUCGUUUCUUGCCAGAGCCCGCUAGAAGGCUGCCCCGAUCCCUGCCUCCUUCGGUCACAGAGCCGGAGCCUACGAUGGCAUCGGGGGCGGCGAUCGGUGCGGCUGUCAGCCUCCCGGCCUCGUCCCUUGCAAUUUCACUUCCAUCGAGUGACCAGAUGCAAAUUCUGCCGUCCUCCCCACCAGUUGUGAUGGUUCGAGUGGACACAUCGAAGUCAACACAUCGUACAAUGUCGCUAUGCGCCAUACCGGAACAAACUUCGCUGCUCUUGGGCAGCAGGCCAAGAAGACUCCAUACGGGCGGUAUGGCAGUUGGUGAAGACGGAGAUGCGAUGUGGAUGAUAGCGGCUCCGCC